Molecule: messenger RNA, 1067 nt
Organism: Pseudo-nitzschia multistriata
Lineage: Eukaryota; Bacillariophyta; Bacillariophyceae; Bacillariales; Bacillariaceae
Source: the annotation of a GenBank genome assembly
GCCAACGCAACUCCCGCUGCCCCCUUUUUGUUUUACUACAAUCCGCACCGGUAUCCGGACUUUAUGCGGGGGAUUCGUGAACUGGCCAACAAGGACAGCGGGAACAAUCCUAUUCGGCGGGAGGACCUAUUCCUGGCCAGCGGUGGGACCGAUCGGUCCCAGAAGGGCAUGGAGCAGCGCUUACGGGACGCCCUCGCUUAUUCCGGGGGGGACUACCUGGACCUUUUCGUCCUUGAAUACGUCUGCCCGGAGGAAGCCGGAGACGACAGCGGCGACCUGGUGAAAGCCCUGGAACUGGCGCGGUCCUGGGUUCGGGACGGUUCCGUCCGGUACGUAGGGGCCUCGACCCACUCCCACUCGGUGGGGGCCUGGCUGGGGUCCCUGGACCGUGGGGAGGAACGGGACAACGACAACGACAAUGACGGCGCGUCCUCUCCGCUCCCACUGCUGGACGCCAUGAUGCUCCGGUACAACAUGGGGCACAAGGCCGCCGCCGAGGCCCUCUCCCUUCCGGUGUGUGCGGAACGGGGGAUCCCGGUUCUGGCAUUUACCACAACGAGGUGGAACCGCCUCCAGGACGGCCAUCCCGAUUGGGGCCAACGGGCCCCAACGACCCCAGAGUGCCUGUCCUUUGCCCUGUCCGCGUCGUCGGACGAAAGAGGCGCAAGCGCGGGACCAGACGCACCCACGACGACGGAAGACGGCGCGGGCCGGCCGAUCGAAAUCGUCCUGCACUCGGCGCGCGACGCCGAGGAACUGGGGGAGGGCAUGUCGUGCCUGGAUUCGUCGUUCGUCCCUCCGACCAUCGACGCCGGAAAUCGUGCCGCCGUGGCUAUCUGGAGGGACUACGGAGACCUGGAGUGGAACGACAUGGAUGGAUUCGAUGAGUAUCCGGAAGAACAGCAGGGAACCAGCAUUCUGUGACGCGGUGAGACGGCAACGGCUGUGCUCUGGGCCGCAAGACAAACUGGUUGCCGCGCAUGACUAUUCUACCUUUGGUCCCUCUGAAGAGAUAUGUCGUUUCAGUAGUAUUUUUUUAGCAAUUAUAAUACAAUAUUACUGCAUGC